CGCCUCCCGGGGAGAAUAUGCUGGAAGGCCGGCGGCGGCCGCCAUUUUGUGCUUCGGAGUGGGAGAGGCGGCACCGAGCCUGUACGGAGGGGCAAGAGACCCCUCGCAGGCAUGGCCCGCGCCCUGCUCGGCAACGUAUGCAUCGUGACGGGAGCUUCCCGUGGUAUUGGCAAGGGCAUCGCGCUGCAGCUGGCAGAGGCUGGAGCCACUGUCUACAUCACCGGUCGCAACAUGGACACGCUGCAAGCGACGGCGAAAGAGGUGGAGGGGCGGGGAGGCAGAUGUGUCCCAGUGGUGUGUGACUCUUCCAGUGAGGAGCAGGUCUGCUCACUCUUCAGCCAGGUCAAGCAGGAGCAAGGUGGGCGCCUGGAUGUGCUGGUCAACAAUGCAUAUGGAGGGGUCCAGGCGCUAUUGAACAACCAGGGUAAAAAGUUCUGGGAGAUGCCGGCCUCUUUCUGGGACGAUAUUAAUAACGUUGGGCUGCGGGGCCACUACAUCUGCUCUGUGUACGCAGCUCAGAUGAUGGUCGAGGCAAAGCGGGGACUGAUUGUGAUCAUCUCCUCGAUGGGGGGCCUGCGCUACAUGUUCAAUGUGGCAUACGGAGUUGGCAAGGCCGCGUGUGAUCGUUUGGCAGCAGACUGUGCUGAAGAUUUGCGGCGACAUGGUGUGUCGUACAUAUCUCUGUGGCCCGGGGCGGUACGAACUGAAACCGUGACCGAUUUGAUCAUCAACAGGACUGCCAAGACCAAAGGAGAACAGAAAAUGGUGGAAAUAUUUUCCUCAGGUGAGACCCCUGAGAUGAGCGGCAAGUGCAUCGUGGCUCUGGCAACAGAUAGGAACCUGAUGAAGAAAUCGGGCAAGGUGCUCUUGACCUGCGACUUGGCUGCACAGUAUGGAUUCCGAGACGUGGAUGGCCGUGCUUUGGUGGAUUAUCGAUCUCUGAAGUUCUUCCUGCAGCAGUUGCCAGGACUGUCCUGGCUUGCAAGUUUCAUCCCUGGAUUCAUCAAGGUCCCCAAGUGGGUCCUAACCCUGACCACCAGUAAAUUCUAAAUCCAUUUGCCACCCCCAACCCCUCACUCCCCUCCACCUACUCCUCGCACCUCCAUCCCACUGCGCGUCCUCGGGUGCUCUCGGGGCAGGGGGUGAGUGGCUCAGUCGGGUGGGUGCCUCACAAAAUGUGCCUGUCCACCCACCCUAUUCCCCCCUCCCCGGUCCAGCUCAGCUUAUGACAUCGUCGCUGAUGCCUUAAGAGGGCGAUAGAGCAACCUCCCCCUGGCUUUGAUAGGCUGGUUUUCCUUGGGGACCAUCACUUUCACGCAAGCCCACCAUCAUACAAAGGAAGGUGCGAACAGUGAGGGACAGGGAAGCUCGCCCCCUCCCAUCAUAGAACAUAGAACAGUACAGCACAGAACAGGCCCUUCAGCCCACGAUGUUGUGCUGACCAUUGAUCCUCAUGUAUGCACCCUCAAAUUUCUGUGACCAUAUACAUGUCCAGCAGUCUCUUAAAUGUCCCCAAUGACCUUGCUUCCACAACUGCUGCUGGCAACGCAUUCCAUGCUCUCACAACUCUUUGUGUAAAGAACCCGCCUCUGACAUCCCCUCUAUACUUUCCUCCAACCAGCUUAAAACUAUGACCCCUCGUGCUAGCCAUUUCUGCCCUGGGAAAUAGUCUCUGGCUAUCAACUCUAUCUAUGCCUCUCAUUAUCUUGUAUACCUCAAUUAGGUCCCCUCUCCUCCUCCUUUUCUCCAAUGAAAAGAGACCGACCUCAGUCAACCUCUCUUCAUAAGAUAAGCCCUCCAGUCCAAGCAGCAUCCUGGUAAACCUCCUCUGAACCCUCUCCAAAGCAUCCACAUCUUUCCUAUAAUAGGGCGACCAGAACUGGACGCAGUAUUCCAAGUGCGGUCUAACCAAAGUUUUAUAGAGCUGCAACAAGAUCUCACGACUCUUAAACUCAAUCCCCCUGUUAAUGAAAGCCAAAACACCAUAUGCUUUCCCCUGUCCACUUGGGUGAACAUUUUAAGGGAUCUAUGUAUCUGCACACCAAGAUCCCUCUGUUCCUCCACGCUGCCAAGAAUCCUAUCCUUAAUCCUGUACUCAGCUUUCAAAUUCGACCUUCCAAAAUGCAUCACCUCGCAUUUAUCCAGGUUGAACUCCAUCUGCCACCUCUCAGCCCAUCUCUGCAUCCUGUCAAUGUCCCGCUGCAGCCUACAACAGCCCUCUAUACUGUCAACAACACCUCCGACCUUUGUGUUGUCUGCAAACUUGCUGACCCAUCCUUCAAUUCCCUCGUCCAAGUCAUUAAUAAAAAUUACAAACAGUAGAGGCCCAAGGACAGAGCCCUGUGGAACUCCACUCACCACUGACUUCCAGGCAGAAUAUUUUCCUUCUACUACCACUCGCUGUCUUCUGUUGGCCAGCCAAUUCUGUAUCCAAGCAGCUAAGUUCCCCUGUAUCCCAUUCCUCCUGACCUUCUGAAUGAGCCUACCAUGGGGAACCUUAUCAAAUGCCUUGCUGAAGUCCAUAUACACCACAUCCACAGCUCAACCCUCAACAACUUUUCUAGUCACAUCAUGAAAAUAUUUCUGACCCUGUGUGAGCAAUCAGACUCAAUGGCCUGAAUCAAAAUUGCAGUGGAAUCAUAGCAUCCCUACAGUGUGGAAACAGGCCAUUCGGACCAUCCAGUCCGCACCGACCACCCCCCCACCCAAACAAAGAGCAAACCAGACCACCCCCCCCACUGUAUCUCUGUAACGCUGCACUCCCCACGGCUAACCCACCCUAACCCGCACAUCCCUGUGCACUAUGGGUAAUUCCCCACGGCGAACCCACCCUAACCCACACAUCCCUGUGCACUAUGGGUAAUUCCCCACGGCUAACCCACCCUAUCCCGCACAUCCCUGUGCACUAUGGGUAAUUCCCCACGGCUAACCCACCCCGACCCGCCCAUCCCUGUGCACUAUGGGUAAUUCCCCACGGCUAACCCACCCUAACCCGCACAUCCCUGUGCACUAUGGGUAAUUCCCCACAGCUAACCCACCCUAACCCGCACAUCCCUGUGCACUAUGGGUAGCUUCCCACGGCUAACCCACCCUAACCCGCACAUCUCUGAGCACUAUGGGUAAUUCCACAUGGCUAACCCACCCUAAGCUGCACAUCCCUGGGCACUGGGUAAUUUUCCACGGCUAACCCACCCUAACCCGCACAUCCCUGUGCACUAUGGGUAGCUUCCCAUGGCUAACCCACCCUAACCCGCACAUCCCUGUGCACUAUGGGUAAUUUCCCAUGGCUGUCCCACCCUGACCCGCACAUCCCUGGGCACUAUGGGUAUUUUCCUGAGGGUCAAAUUCUGAGGCAUGUGCUGACUCUUUAAAUAAGAACCGAAAGAGCUGCGGAUGCUGUAAAUCAGGAGCAAAAGCAGAAGUUGCUGGGAAAACUCAGCAGGUCUGGCAGCCUCUGAGAAGAAUAAUUCCGAGUUUCGCCAUGAGGAAGAAUCUCUGGACCCGAGACGUUAACUCUGAUUUUUUUUUCUUCACGGUGUUUGCUGACACUCUCUCCUUCUUAUCUUACCACGGCUUUUUCCUGCUCCUUCCCCUGGUCACAUUCUCUGGGGUCAGGAACUGAUCCCCGCAACCACGUCCUCCGCUGGCUGCCCAUUGUGAGAUUUUCCUUUACAAUAAAAUCGAUCUAAACUA
Messenger RNA from Stegostoma tigrinum, 3693 nucleotides. It is a transcript of the gene dhrs1, whose product is annotated as dehydrogenase/reductase (SDR family) member 1. The transcript has 9 exons. Bases 112 to 1050 code for a protein of 312 amino acids. NCBI's taxonomy places the organism in Eukaryota, Metazoa, Chordata, Chondrichthyes, Orectolobiformes, Stegostomatidae. The record is from RefSeq and is a predicted model, not a curated record.